AUGUGGGAUGACUGUUUGGCGAAAACUAGAGUCCGAUUUCUUCCUGCCCACAAGAUUCACACGAUUGCUGUUGAUAAAAUCCCGCAAGACGAUGUCAUGUACAAGCUCCGAACAGUUAAACCUCUGGAGAAGGGUAUGGGGGCCCCGUAUGCACCGGAAGGCUGGGGUUGGAAGGUCGGGAAGCGGGUGGGCAAGGACGGAUGCUAUGUAGACCGCUACUGGUUUCCGCCUGGUGCUCAGAUGCUAUCAAGCAGCAAGGAAGUGAAAGCUUUCCUGGCUGACAAGCAUCCUGAUUGGGUGUUUGAGGAAUUCGUUGUGAAGUACAAGUCAAAGAUUCCUGCCGCUCUUCAGGAGACACAAGGAGACAUGCCUGUCAUCUCCCAGCCGGUUCCAUAUGCUCCUGCCAGUUCGGAAGCGGAGGCUGCCUCAAAGGCAGAAGUUGGUACCGCAGCGCCAUCAGCACGCCCUGACUACGCUCCUCUCCCUGAGCUCUUCUCAGAAUACCCCCCUGUCCCAGUGGGGGCAAAGGGAGUAGGCAGGCCAUAUGCUCCGGAUGGCUGGGUUUGGGGAGUGGGUCAAAGGGUGAAGCCAGAUGGCACCUUUGCGGACCGCUACCUUUGGCCUCCUGGAGCAAGCGGCACUCAAUAUGUUGCGAGCACUGUGGCGCUGGAGCGGUGGUUGGCAGCCAAUCGGGUUAACUGGGACGUGCUGAAGUUCUGGGAAGUAUACAAAAAGUGGAUUCCUGCGAUUGUGCCGCAAGGAGACCCGGGGGAUGCAGAGCCAGAUGCGCGCGAUGCUAUGGCCAACCACGCCGAGACGUCCGCAGCUGGCUCGGCCAAGCUGACACCUAGGACAUCCUCCAUGAGCUCGAGCAGAGGUCGACCUCUUCACUCGAGCCACGGCGACCUGUACGACUACGGCGAAGCUUCUCCAAGCCCAGAGAAGCCUCGAAACAAGCGUGCUCGCAGCUCAGGUACCGUCCACGAGUCCCCUGCCAGGUCAUCCACCCCCGUCUCCAUCAAAGACAUCCUGUCCAAGUGGCAGCCACCAGCCGGGCAGCCCUACUUCCCCGCGGUUGUUCUGCCAAAUCGCAAUUGGCACGAGCACCUGCCGCCGGCAUCAGAAGGGGCUCUUUUUGUUGGGCAAUGCGUUUUCUUACGGUCUAGUGAGGGUGGGGAGUUGUCCCCCUACGUCGUCCGCGUCACCGAGAUUCUUGUAAAUCAUCCGGAGGGGAAAGUUGCAGCGGGUUAUGCUUUUUACAGGCAGAGUGACAUUCGGCAAAUAGAGGGCUGCGAGACGUUCGAGUCUGAGGAUAUUCUAGGAGAAUUGUUUGUCUCUUUUGAGAGGAUGGAAUUUUCUGCAGACGAGAUUGAGGGUCCCACAGUUGCGGACCCUUACUUCUGGGCGGACCAGGACGACAUGCACUACAAG
Klebsormidium nitens is the source of this 1431-nucleotide messenger RNA. The record is from the annotation of a GenBank genome assembly. NCBI's taxonomy places the organism in Eukaryota, Viridiplantae, Streptophyta, Klebsormidiophyceae, Klebsormidiales, Klebsormidiaceae.